Molecule: messenger RNA, 1023 nt
Organism: Punica granatum (pomegranate)
Lineage: Eukaryota; Viridiplantae; Streptophyta; Magnoliopsida; Myrtales; Lythraceae
Source: RefSeq, a predicted model, not a curated record
AGAUAAUCAAACCAACUUACCUUUCUUCAUCGGCCUCCCUACAACUUUGUACUCUGUCCAUCAGCUCCACCUGACGCCCUCCCACCAUGUCAUCCUCCAAACGGCCACCUCCACCGCCUCCGCCACCACUGCAACCGUCGCCCUUCUACUAUACCCCUUUGCCACCGCAACCCCAGGACGACCACCAGGACUAUGUAGUCCUGCUCCCUUACCGCCCCACUAGCCGGCGGUGCAUGCUGUGCUUGGCUUCCUUGAUCAUGAUGAUCAUUCUAUCUCCGCUGAUCAUCUACAUCUCCUGGCCAUCUGAUCCGGACCUGAAGAUCGUCCGCAUGAGGCUGAACCGGGUCAGGAUCCACCGGUCGCCACGUCUUCUCAUCGAUGCGUCUAUUUCGCUUACGAUAAAAGUCCGCAACCCUGACAUAUACUCCCUGGGGUACCAGACGCUUGAUGCGUCGGUUGGGUACAGGGGGAAGGACCUGGGUUACAUGAGGUCAGACGGUGGUCAUGUCAGGGCGCUGGGGUCGUCUUACAUGGAUGCUGAACUGGAGCUUGAAAGUGUGGACCUAUUGACGGACGUUGUCGACUUGCUGGAGGACUUGGCUAAGGGGACGGUACCAUUUGACACUGUGACUGAGAUUACAGGACAACUCGGCCUGUUGUUCCUCGAGUUCCCCUUGAAGGCAAAGGUGUCAUGCGAGAUUCUGGUGAAUACAAGGAAUCAAACAUUCGUCCGGAAAAACUGUCACCCUGAGUGACAAAGCAGGAAAGGUCGAUUACAAGGCUUCUGGCUUUCUACUUUCUUACACUGUACUAUCAAAGAGUUCGAGUACCGGAAAAUGGAUGACACGCAAUACUGUGUAUUGCGUCAUGAAUAUAUGGAAAUGACCCGAAAGAUAUAUAAGCGCAUACUGUGUUAAACAGGGUUAUACUAUUAGGUUUGCUUUUGCACGCUUUGAUUGUACAAACCUGAACUACAUAUUCACUGCUCAACCUCGACCUGUCGGCCAUUUAUAGUUAUACUGA